Messenger RNA from Ctenocephalides felis (cat flea), 420 nucleotides. RefSeq names its product elafin-like. The record is from RefSeq and is a predicted model, not a curated record. The transcript is spliced from 3 exons. Bases 1 to 420 code for a protein of 139 amino acids. Lineage: Eukaryota; Metazoa; Arthropoda; Insecta; Siphonaptera; Pulicidae.
AUGGCAUCAGUGACACUAAUAAAUUACACAGAAAAUAAAUGGCAAAUCAAAGAUAGCGGUCAAGCUGCCUUUGGAAAUUAUACAGGUAAACGACCAGAUAAAGGUAAAGAACCAGGUAAAGGUAAAGGACCAGGUAAAAGUAAAGGACCAUGUAUAGGUAAAGGACCAGUUAAAGGUAUAGAAACAGGUAAAGGUAAAGGACCAGGUGAAGGCGAAAGACCAGGUAAAGGUAAAGGACCAGAAAAAAGACCUGGUAAAGGUAAAGAACCAGGUAACAGAAAAGAUCAGGUGAAGGUAAAGGAUCAGGUAAAGGUGAAAGAACAGGUAAAGGUAAAAGGUUUAAGUAAAGCAGCAGGUAAACGUCAAAGACUAAGUAAAGGUAAAGGACCAGGUAAAAGUAAAGAGUCACAUAAAGGUUAA